AUGUCUUCAAGCAGCAUGGCUGUCCACAAAAUGAAGACCCUUGGCAUGACCUCAAUGAAAUCUACGAGACCUUUUUGCCGACUGUCAACAUCCAAGAUUAGACAAGACCACAAAUAUACGGUCAUCCAAUCUCGUUCAGAAUUUUAUAUUAAAUUUAUACGACAAAGAAGAGGUGUAGUCCAUGCUCUGUCUGUGAAAACUGCUCUUGAAGCUAUAUGUGGUGGACAGCUUGGCGAUAAAUACAAAUAUUUUUAUGAAGAAAUCAGUGAUCCCAGCACCUUUAUUGACUGCACUGUGCUGUCCAGUUUUCUUGUGGCUCUCAUGCCGAGUCCUGAUUUAAUUCAUGAAGGAAUUGCAUAUGGCGGUUUAAACUCAAUUCCUACUUUAGAAAGUUGUCUUCAAAUGAGUGAUUGUAAAUAUGAAUCUGGUAAGCAUGAAGCCAAAUGUAGCAUCUGCAAAGAUUUUCCAAUUAUUGGAUUCCGCAAUCGGUGCCUUAAGUGUUUCAAAAUUGAUAUGUGUCAACAAUGUAUCUUCAACGGUAAAACUAAAAGCAAACACAAACUGAUGGAAUUUUGUGCUGUUGUCAGCACCAAACAAGAUAUGAAAGCAUUCCUAAUUACUGUGAGAAACAACUUGAGUAAAAAACACAGGUACAGACGUCGAGUAAAGUACCUACCUGUAGAUAAUUGCAACAGCAGUAUUGGAGGUGACAGUGACACAAUGUCCACUGCACCAACUCGGAGAUCUACAAUGUACGAAGAACAUUGUGAAAUGGAACAUCCAACCAGAGUAAAGCAAAUGUGCUCAAAAUCUUUACAAACUGUUAAUUUGAUGGUAACAGUUAGUGUCCAUAAUAAGAAAAACCGUGCACCAUAUCCAACAGAAAUGGUAGCUUUGCAACAGGUACAGGAUCUCUAG
Octopus bimaculoides (California two-spot octopus) is the source of this 918-nucleotide messenger RNA. Its product is annotated as dystrophin. Gene Ontology annotation, cellular component: plasma membrane. Gene Ontology annotation, biological process: synaptic signaling. Lineage: Eukaryota; Metazoa; Mollusca; Cephalopoda; Octopoda; Octopodidae. The record is from RefSeq and is a predicted model, not a curated record. Gene Ontology annotation, molecular function: zinc ion binding; protein binding.